CCAGUGGGAAGGGUGGGGACCGGCUGCCCCUCUUCCGCGGAAGCAGCGCUGUCCAGACGGGGCGAGUCGAGAUGCCCGGAAUUCCCGUGGAAGGGAGGUCCGCACAUCUUCACGUCGCCCACUUCGGAAAACCCAGCGCUCAGAAAAUGGCAGUUAAUGUGUAUUCCACCUCUGUGACGAGUGAUAACUUAAGUCGACAUGAUAUGCUCGCCUGGAUCAAUGAGUCUCUACAACUGAACUUAACAAAGAUAGAGCAACUUUGUUCAGGUGCUGCUUAUUGUCAGUUUAUGGACAUGCUCUUCCCAGGUUCUGUAACACUCAAGAAAGUGAAAUUCCAAGCAAAGUUGGAACAUGAAUACAUUCAGAAUUUCAAGGUCCUACAAGCAGGUUUUAAGCGAAUGGGUGUUGACAAAAUAAUACCUGUGGACAAAUUAGUAAAAGGAAAAUUCCAAGACAAUUUUGAAUUUGUUCAGUGGUUCAAAAAAUUCUUUGAUGCAAAUUAUGACGGGAAGGACUAUGAUCCUGUGGCAGCUCGGCAAGGCCAGGAGACGGCCCCGGCCCCGGCCCUCGUGGUCCCUCUGCUGAACAAGCCUAAGAAGAACCUUGGUUCUGGCGGCACGGCUCCAACGAGGCCCAUAGUAACGCAGAGAACAGCGGUGGCUAAUAAAUCAGGACCUGGAAUGGUUAAAAAGGCUCCUGCAGGCAUCGGAGAGGAUGAGUCAGCUGAGUUGAUACAGCAGAUCAAUGUAUUAAAGAUGACUGUCGAAGAUUUGGAAAAGGAACGAGAUUUCUACUUCGGAAAACUGAGGAACAUCGAGCUGAUUUGCCAGGAGAACGAAGGCGAGAGUGACCCGGUUCUGCAAAGGAUUGUGGAAAUACUUUAUGCUACAGAUGAAGGCUUUGUGAUACCAGAUGAAGGAGCCCCGCCAGAGGAGCAAGAGGAGUAUUAAUGGUCCACCUACUGUACCAGCAGAGCAGCAGCAGCAGAGUCAGAAGUCAGAAAUCUUUGCCCCAAUCAUGUGCUUAUCUGUAAAAUACUCCAUUUUAUUCUUAGAGGACUCACUGGUUUCUUUUCAAAAGUAAAAAAAAAAAAAAGUACCUCUCCAAGUGCACUUUGCGUAAGUUUUACUAUUUUCCCCCUUCCAAUGGGUUUUUUUUUGAGAGCUCUUUUCUCACUUUCAUAGCAGAACGGUAUUAACAUCUAUCUGGUGUAAUUUGGAAGCAAGAGGUUGAAUACUUGGAGUUUGCAGAGUUGCUUGGUUGCUGGUAAAGCACUGAUUUAUGGAGAAUUUGCAGUACGGUGUGUCUGGGGGAUGGGAGAGGCUAUGGAAUGGAGUAAUUUCAGUAUUGUCUUUUCUGCGGGAAGGUUGAGGAAAUGUGACAUGUGUUCUGUAGUGAAAGAGAUGCCUUAAAGGAGGCUUAAUAUGUGCUUCCAGAUGACAAAUUAAAGGAAUGCGAUGGGAGAUUUUAGGUGCUCUAAAAUGGGGUUAGAGCUUUCUUGUUUUGGAAGGAAUUGUUUGGCACCUCAGGCAAGUUGUAAGAGUUAAACAGAUCGGUGGCUGAAUGGAGUUGCCCACACGGCUGAUGUUGUUCUAGGAGAAAAUACUUUGGUUGCAAGACAGGAGUUGGUGUGAAGCAGGUGCCCGAAGCCCUCUUGCUUCUACUGUUACGGCCCACGGCCUGGUGUAUCUUCCAAACAAUAAGGUUCUCCUAACUCUCCACCUGAAUCUAGUUCCCCCUCUUGCCAGCUCCUGCUGUUGCAUCUCUGCUCCACUGAAUGCUGUGGGUUCUUCGGCUCCUCUCUGCACCCCUGCUUCCUCUGCUUCCAAGCCUGCUGACAGAACUAACUCUGAGGCUGUUGUCUAAAAGAACCCCUGUUGUUUUGGACAGUAGCUCCCAUCCUUCUCAACAAGCCAGGAUGUUAAGUAGGGAUUAUGGAACCGUACUCCUAAGGAUUCGAGAGAGCACCUGGUCCUGGUGCUCCACUUGCUCGAAUGGACCUUCUAGUUUGUUUGCAGCCCGCGCUGAGAGCCGCCUGGGUGAGCAGAGCACGUCCGGUUGCAGGGGCCAUCCUUGAGUCAUCAGUGCUGGUGCUGCAGAUUACUAGGGAAAAAAGAUAAAUUUGCGCAUUAAAUAGGCAAGCCGAUAUUGCAGACGAUAGAGUGCUCCGAUGAAUUUUGAUUAUUACAGUAUUCUGUGCUUGACCCCCUCCCCCUCUUGUGUGGAGCAAACCUCAUAUUUCUCUUCCCAAUGGCUGCUCUUUGGGGAGGGGGCUUUUAGAGGUUUGCCUGCAGCCACAGCAAAGACUAAGCUUUCGGCUUGGUGUGUUCUUUGUUCGUUUGCUUCCGGUGGUUGUGUGUCCUCGAUGUGUGUAGAAAGCAGAGUUAUGGUAACUGUUGUGUAGUGCAUGAUUCCUUAUGAAAAUUCAGCGGAAGACCCACGUUCAAUGAAUGCCAAAAACGAAAGAAGGAAAGAAAGAAAGAAAAGAAAGCCAUUAUUUAAAACAUCAGAGGUGCUAUUUCUCUUGUGGCCUUCUAGAUACUUGUUGCCCUAAAUGAUAUUCAAACCAGACUCCUCUUGACAGGGUUUUUUCUACUUUUAAACAGUUUCUAAAUAAAGUUCUGUUAUUUCAAGAAA
Molecule: messenger RNA, 2637 nt
Organism: Python bivittatus (Burmese python)
Lineage: Eukaryota; Metazoa; Chordata; Lepidosauria; Squamata; Pythonidae
Source: RefSeq, a predicted model, not a curated record